AUGAUGGAGCAUCAAAUUAUUCCUUCCCCGGGUGCCAGGAAGGCGCGUAAGCGUGUGGGUCGAGGGGAUGCUGCCGGGCAAGGUAGCUACGGCGGUCGGGGUAUGAAGGGCCAAAAGUCUCGGUCCGGCUAUCGUAUAAGGCCCGGUUUCGAGGGUGGUCAGUUGCCCUUGAUUAAAGGUCUUCCCAUGAAGAGGGGCUUCAAUAACAAGUUCAAGACCCAUUUUUCUCUGGUUAAGCUUGAGGACUUGGCUGGUUUUGAAGCUGGGGAACGAAUAACCCCUGAACUGCUUUACCGGCGGGGUGUCAUACCGAAUUUGAAAUCUCCAAUAAAGGUUCUUGGCAACGGGGAACUGGGAAUGGCGUUGACCGUAGUGGCAAACAAGUUUACUGGUUCGGCCCGAGCCAAGAUUGAAGCGGCCGGUGGUAGAGUGGAGGAAGUUUAG
This is a messenger RNA of Geodia barretti, 444 nucleotides long. The record is from the annotation of a GenBank genome assembly. Lineage: Eukaryota; Metazoa; Porifera; Demospongiae; Tetractinellida; Geodiidae.